UGGUUGUCCUACUACAAGAUGGAAUGGCAGACAGAGUAUCAAGCAUUCCAUGCUCUGAUUUGCACGAAACAGCCCUGCAACAACACACACCAGUGAUGCAAACUAAGAGCUUCAACCAACAGUAGUAAAUUUGUACUCCCCAAUGACUCGAUGUAUGAAAGAAAAUCCUAAGGCGUCGUUGUUGCAUAGCCAAACAAAAUCCUACUCAGUCGUGGCUCCUGUUGAUUCAGAGCACCCUUAGCCACACUCUAGUUUAUGCAGUUGUUGAACAGUUUGUGCAUUAUCUGGUCCCAUGAGCAGCUGAUGCCUUUAAAAGUUCUUGCUUUAGCUCUAGCCAAAUGCUCCAGAUGGCAGAGUGAGGCAGUGGCUGCAUAAACUGUGGAAAAUAUGUACCUUUAGUAAGGUGGCUCCAUUGGUUGUAGUAGAUUAGCACAGCUUGAAGGGAUGGCUCCUCUGAUGUUGAUUUUUUCUUCAUAAAUUUGUUUAUUGCUUGGAUUUUAAAUGAUGAAGCUGUUGCUCCUUUUCUUCCAAGACAAACUCCAAAUGCGCUUUUCUUUGUUCAAGGUCAAUACAUGAUCAAUCUCUUCAUUCUAAAUCAACGAAUUUCUUUUGCUUGCUGUGGAAUCUAUCCAUCUUCAUUACAUGUCAAUAGAUGACUAAGUCAUCAUGACUUGCUUGCUGUGAAAAGCUUGAGAUGCUCAAUUCGAAAAGCUUUGACUCCAAUGAUUAGUGCCUUCACUUUCUUUGCUGUAUGUGGAAUCAUUAUUCACCCAUAUUCUUAUGAUUUUGUGCAGAUUGGCCUUAGGUUUUUCGAUGCUGCUGCAUCUUCCACCGCCAAGGCGGUCCCCUGUCCCUAUAAAUCUUGUCCAAAUCGGUGUACAAAGAAUGUAAGCACCUACCAGUCGGGCACGCUAAGUGACUCAGCCCUCACUGUUGACGGGAUCUUUGGACUUGGCCAAGGACCUCUCUCAGCCAUCUCACAAUUAGCGUCCAGAGGAGUAAUACCGCCAGUCUUCUCUCAUUGCUUAAAAGGAGAGGGCCUUGGGGGUGGUACUUUUGUUCUGGGAGAGAUAACCGAGCUGGGGAUGGUCUACACUCCACUUGUCCCAGCACAGCCUCACUACAAUCUAUAUCUGCAAAGUAUUGCGGUGAAUGGACAACUGUUGCCUGUCGAUCCGGCAGUCUUCGCUACGUCAACUGGUCGUGGAACUUUUGUGGACAGUGGGACAACCCUGGCGUACCUGGUGGAAGAAGCGUACGAAUCAUUCUUAAGCGCUGUAAGUACACUCUUGUGUUUCUGUCCUUUUUAUUUUUUGAUGAACAUGUGUUUCUGUCUUUUGUGUUGCUUUUAUGUUCUGUUUGUAUUUUGCUCUUAGUUGGGUGGUCAGGGAUCAUUCCCCUUUGUUUUUGAACAGACCUUCCCUUGCAUUGCCUUCCUUGCUUUGUUAAGUUUUCAUUUGUAUAAUUGCGCACCAUUUUAUUAAAACAUAAGGUAGAAUCAAAAGGAAGAGAAAAA
Linum trigynum is the source of this 1516-nucleotide messenger RNA. The record is from the annotation of a GenBank genome assembly. Lineage: Eukaryota; Viridiplantae; Streptophyta; Magnoliopsida; Malpighiales; Linaceae.